CUCCCCCCAUUCAACCACUAGCUAGGUUUAAUGUUGCCGUGUGUUUACUACAGUAUUAGUGUAAAGGGAAUAUUCGUCUCUUUCAUGCUGUGAACUCUGCUUGUCAAAACAGAGCAUUUUUGUUUUAUUUUAAAGAAAAAAGCUAUCCAGGAGUCCAACAUGCCCAAGAGAAAGACACAGGGAGCUGAAGGGGAAGUAAAAGAAGAGCCCCAGAGAAGAUCUGCAAGGCUAUCGUUGAAACCAGCACCCCCAAAGGCAGAGGCAAAACCCAGAAAGGCAGCAAAGAAAGAGAAAGCGGUGAAUGACAAGAAGGAGGACAAAAAGACAAAGGGAAAGAAGAAGGCAGAGGAGGAGACUAAUGAGGAGAACCACUCUGAAAAUGGAGAGGCCAAGAAUGAUGAGGUUGCCGAGGCCCCAGAAGAAGCAGGGAAGGAAGAAGCAAAACCUGAGUAGCAACACCCCUAUCCAGCCUCCACCACUGAUUGGCCCCCAGGUGUCACAUGGUACCCCUAAACCUCCAUGAUGUAUUGUUAACAGAGGAAUAUUUUUAUCAACAAUUUUAUAUCACUGCAGGUUUUAGCACAAGACAAGGCUAAAUAUGGAGGACCUUGCAGUUUUGUGUCAACGAGCAAGACAAAGAAUACCAUUUUUUAAUUUUUUUUAAAUGGCAUUAUGUGGUUGUUGGUAGUUUGUUCAGUGUAGGAAAAAGAAUACCAGUUGGUAAUCUUUGAGUGUUGUCACAUGUUACGUUUCCAAAUCCAUUUCACUGCUGUAGGCUGUCAUUUUGUUUACCUUUGUGUGUGCAGUGAUUUUUUUUUUCUUGUUUUACAUUUGGGGGUUUUUAACUUUUUUCCUUUUAAAAUGGAUUGUCUAUAAGAAAGAGGAAUUGUGUAAAAGAAACUGUAAACAUUCCAGGUAGUUACGAUGUGGACUGACUUUUUUUUUUUUAAUUAUCAUGUUGAAAAUUAUUUUGAUAAAACAAAAAUGAUUGAAAAAGAAGCUUGAAGGUCAUACUGUCAGGCGUGACCUUAAAAAUGUUCUGAAAUUUUUUUCUUAACAAAUUCGAACAUCUGUGGAAAUAUGCAGUUGUCUGUGUACCAACUUUUGAGUUCUGGGUGUCUCUUAAUAAAGUAAUCUUGGAAUUUUCCUCA
Molecule: messenger RNA, 1151 nt
Organism: Anguilla anguilla (European eel)
Lineage: Eukaryota; Metazoa; Chordata; Actinopteri; Anguilliformes; Anguillidae
Product: non-histone chromosomal protein HMG-14A-like
Exons: 6
Coding region: 160-453 (97 amino acids)
Biological process (GO): chromatin organization
Cellular component (GO): nucleus; chromatin
Molecular function (GO): nucleosomal DNA binding
Source: RefSeq, a predicted model, not a curated record